This is a messenger RNA of Patella vulgata (common limpet), 4476 nucleotides long. RefSeq names its product apoptosis regulator BAX. The coding region runs from base 420 to 1082 and encodes 220 amino acids. Lineage: Eukaryota; Metazoa; Mollusca; Gastropoda; Patellidae. Gene Ontology annotation, molecular function: protein homodimerization activity; protein heterodimerization activity. The record is from RefSeq and is a predicted model, not a curated record. Gene Ontology annotation, biological process: regulation of apoptotic process; extrinsic apoptotic signaling pathway in absence of ligand; intrinsic apoptotic signaling pathway in response to DNA damage. The transcript has 4 exons. Gene Ontology annotation, cellular component: mitochondrial outer membrane.
UACAAGCACGUGUUGUGUGUAGAUAUUGUAUAUAUAUAUAUAUAAACACACGCUUAGUAUACUACAAGUCAUAAGUAAUUGAAGCUUUGAAAGACAAACAUUAACGAUUGCUUUUUUUGAAGAGAUACGCGACCUACUUAGGAAUAUUAGUGUGGAUAAAAGUUUUAUGAUAGUUGACUGUGAACUAUAAACCUGUAUUUUACCUGUGUUUUACCUGUAUUUUCACCUGUACGAUCAACAAAUCUUAAACAAUGUGAUUUUACUUUAAAACGAUUGUAGAUUUAUUGUUUCGUCAUUGUGGUUCAACUUGAAUCAAAGUGAUUUAAAGACAAGGAAACAUUAUUUUGAAAAGAACAACUUCGACUUUUUUUUUACAGAUUUCUUGAUAUAUUCAAUCAGGAUUAAUUUAAAGACUUCAAAUGGAGACGGCUAUACAAUAUCCAGCUAGUUUUUGUUCGAGACGAAGGAGAAGUAGAACCUUACCACCAUUGAUUAUGCCCCCGACACAGAAUGUUGAAUUUCCCCAGGAUUACGACGAUGUUGUUGAAGAAGGGAAAUUAUUAUUUAAUCGUUUUGUUCUUGACCGACUUGAACAAGAACAUCCUGGUGACGCAACAGCAAUAGCAAUACCGGUAUCGAGCGAUUAUAAGAAUCCAAUGUGGGCAAAGGCUGGCCGAGAAUUGAGAUUCAUGGCGGACGAAUUCGCGAGAUCGUCGCGACGGAAUGACGUCAAACGAAAGGCACAAGAGGUGAGCGUUAAUAAUAUUACAUACGAACAAUUUAAAGAUUUAUUAGCCGAGUUAUUUUGCCAAGGACACAUAACAAAAGAACGUAUAAUGGUUUUAUUUUUCUUCUGUUCUGACGUAGCUGUGAGAACUUUUUCAUCGAGUGUAGAUUUAUGUAAAAAGUUUAUAAACUGGUCAUUGUCGUUUAUUACAAGAAAUGUUUGUCGAUGGGUGCGAGAUCGUGGUGGAUGGGAAGAUGUACUUGUGAUUGACCACAUUCUCACUGUUCCUAAACCAAUUAUCGUCCUUGGAGCUUUUGUUUUCAUAUUUUUCGCUGUGAAGUAUUACAGAUCUUAAAGACCUAAAUCGGGCGAUUAACGUACACACGUUUACAACACAAACCAAAUCAAACGCUAGAUCAGCAGCUGGGGACUUGGUCCCCCAAAUUUUAAUCUGAUCUCAAGUCACGGGGGAGGAAAUGUACAAGGGGCACACAUGUGAAGACGACGCCACUACGGGGAUAUAGGAACCGGUACUUGGAUGGAGUUGCUCUCUAGUAAAAAUCUCUCAAAUAUUCUUCUAUUUGACAAUUUGACAUAAUUGUCGGAGAUUUCCAACACAUUUCCGUGACUUGUCGUAGACGCAGUUGUAACAGAAGGGUUGCGUUUAUCGCAAACGCACAUCAAAGAACUGCAAGGAGUAUCAUAUACUAUAUGUACUUUGCAUUAUGGACGUCUUUGUUAUUUCUGUAGUCCGCAAGAUGUCGUUUUGUUUUAAGGAAUUCGGCAAUUGAAUUUUUGUACUUAAACAUAUAACUUUGAAAUAAUGGUGUUCAAAUGUUGUGUGAAGAUGGAAAGACGGGAUGGUUGUGAAGAAGGUUUUGUGAAAUUUUGCCUAAUAUCUGAAGAUAUAUUAUAAAAAAUAUAACUUUAUUAAUUUUAAUAAGAAAAUUAAAAACAAUUUGACCAGGGGAACCCGAGGUUCGGACAGGGUUGGCCUGAUUAUUUUGAUAAGAAACUUAAAAAACAAUUAGCCCAAGGGCACCCGAGGUUCGGACAGAUGGUCUUCUUAAUUUGAUAAGAAAAUUAAAAAGCGCUUUGACCAGAGGCACCCGAGGUUCGGAAUGGUUGGCCUGAUUAUUUUUUGUAUUUACAUCAGGGCCCUUAUUCACGAAAACUUAAACUAAGAUACAAUCGAAAUUUUAAGAAAUACUGCAAUUCGAUUAGCUGACCAGUAAAAUCAAUCUGAAUAUAUCCAAUGAAGUUGCAGUAUUUCUUAAAAUUUCGGUUGUAACUUAGUUUAAGUUUUCGUGAAUAAAGGCCCUGAUGUUAGAACUAUACACGUGUGUGAAAAUAGGCUAGUGAUAAAUGAUAAGGCCAGCUCAAGAUUUCGUCAUAGGUCACGAGAUGUAAACAGGGCUAGCGCUAAUCCCAACCCUAACCCUAACCCUGGACCUAGCCCCAAUGCUUACCCUAACCCUAACCUACAAUCUCGCCAACAAUACACUUUCUUAGUCUCAGUAGCCUAUAAACAAACGGUCGACCUCCGGGUCGUGUCCUGCAUCUGGUAGGCCUGCACUAGGCUUUGGCUGAUCACUGAUAUUUCCGUGCUUUUAUAUAACCGCCAUGAGAAAUCCCAAAAUAUGAAUUAUUUUUCUUAUGACCGAAAAUAUAUAUAAAUACAUGUAUAAUAUGGACCAAGGUUGUAUAGCGUCGUAUAGAUGACGAUCCUUUAAAAGGAGACUGGACAGUAUUGUCUAUAUAGUAAAUAGGAUUUUUGUAUUAAUUAAGUAAGACUUGAUAAUAGAGAUUUCAUGUCACCGCUGUCUCCCGAUUGUAUUAUUUAAUGAUCAUGAAAUGGUCGACCUGUGUUCAUGUUUUAUUAUUUCAUUGUUUAUCUAUCUUGUAUUCUAAUGAAUGACAUAGGCGUACGAGCUGGGGGGGGGCUUGGGGGCGCCGCCCGCCCAUUUUGGGCACCAAAUGCUGGGGAAAUUUGGGCACACAAUUGUAUUUUGUAAAAGUUGUAUAAAAAAAGAUAUUGUGUUCUUGAAUGUGUCCAAUUUAACAGCGAAUUUAUUAUUAUUAUGUAACAUACUAAGAACCUAACUACAUUUUUGGGCACCAACCCCCCCCCCCCCCGUCAAAAUUUCCCCCUACGCCUAUGAUGAGUGAUAGAAGGCAGAAUAUCUUAGUUUCAUGAAUUAUGUGUCACUUUACCAGAGUUUGUUUGAAGGGACGCGGAAAUGCCGCUCUGCAGGACAUAAUGAAUUCAUCCAUGACAACAUGCCCGUCUUCAUUAGCCCGGUUGGUGCACACAGGGAGGACGUUAAACCCCGUUUCAUUUCGUCAUUAAAAGAACAUACGGCUCUUAUUAGAUGGAAAUGAAGCGCUGAAUUUGACAAUCUGAUGAUGUACUGACAUUAACGGAGCAAGCUUUUCUACAUUGGGUUUUCUUUUGGUAGGCUUAGCCUAUCUAUUAAUUUUAGUUUAAUUUUGGGCUUCAAAAUUUACACUCAAAGUGCUGUAAAGUAAUCAAUACGUUGCGAUUAGUAGAAUCUUAUAGACAGUGUGUCUAGUCCUUCGGCGGGUCUCCAACUUAAGCCAACCUCACUACCCAAAAAAGGUGCUACUAUGGGCAGUCUGCGCGGGAAAAUUGUAGUAAAACCCAUGCGUGAUACUUACACGUCAUUUGCGUGGCGUGUGUUCGACACAGUAGAAGAUCGCAGCCUUGCUGUAGAGACUUUUGGCCGUGCAUAAAAUUUUUACUUGUUUUCUUGCGACUGGUCUGCGAGCUACCAAACCCUACGAUCCGUGCGUGUCCUACAAACAAACAGUGGUAAAGUGUAUGGUUUUGUCUGCGAUAUUAUAAGAGACGGUACUAUAUAAUUACCACUAUGUUUCUAGUCCACUAAAUAAAGAAAGAGAGAGAGAGAGAGAGAGAGAGAGAGAGAGAGAGAGGGGGGGACAAGUAACCGUAGACAAUAAAAACUAAUGUAUAGGCCUAUGUAUUUCUGAUCAAAAUAACAAUGUUCAAUAAAAUGAAACGGGGUUUUAGGAAAUGAAUUAGAACGCAUGUAUCUUAGCGACGAACAGACAGAUUAUAUAUAUUCCCCAUUAUGCACACAGUAUAAUUCUAUUGGCAAAUCAUGUUUAAUCGAUAAUCAUUUUAUUAACGACCGACGAAUUUUUACAUUUUGAAAAAUUGAACAAUAAACAAUCUGAUUAAAAGUAACAUCUAUUAUUUCGUUUCGGUUUCUUUAAUACUUUCUAUGGCCUCCACUACCCGAAGAUCUGACCGGUUGUAGUGGAAGGUCGCGUCGGGGUCAUACGAGCGGCUUUUGGCCCUAUGAUGUCAGACAUUUGAUUAACCAAUCAGCGUUGAUGUUUCUAGUGGAAUACCCACAAUUCCGUGCAGCGCACGCCAAGAACUCGCUGCAACAAUCCGUUUCAUUGGCUAAUCCCUCACAUCAACCAGGCGCAGGUUAUACAACUGUUGUAGUAAAGACAAGUAAACGAAAUUUUGAACUUUAAAAAACGAAACGAAAUAGGAUCUGUGUUUCAAUCAGAUUGCUAAUCAUAUCGAUCUCAAGACUUGUGAUAUUUAUAUUAAAUAUUAUUAUGUUUUUCAUAAAAUGUAUUUUAUGUUGUUUUUUUGUGUGUUCAUAUUUGUUUAUUUAUUCGCUGCUUUUUGUGGGUUUUUUGUAAGCCUAAGAAUUGGGUAUGACUAUAUGUAUAUGUAUGACUUUGUAUAA